CAUUCCAAAACGCUUUGUUUUGCUGAUUUUUGGCAUCACCACUGUCUGUGAGCCUGCAGCCUCCAAUAAUAACUGUCAUCGAAAAGACUGUAAUGGAACAUGGUAUGACAUCAAAGAGGCUACAUGCUGCGGAAACAGACUUUACCCUGGUGCAGGCCUGUCUUGUUGUGGAAAUGAGCCUUACAGUCCUGGAACAGCCACUUGUUGUAAACAGCACCACAGAUACACUGUCACAGCCAGUGUUACACAGGGUCUUAGUGAAAAGGUAUCGAGCUGCUGUGAACUGAAGGCUUACAACCCAGUGAAUGAAAUAUGUUGCCAGUCAGCCAUCAUAGCAAAACCUUCACCAAUGGCUGAGUGUUGUGGUAAAGAUGUUUUUGAUAAGGUCAAGCAGUUGUGUUGUGGUUCGCCUGAUAUUAAGAUGAUUCUGAUGAGGAAUUCCAGUCACCAUCAGUGCUGUGGUCACAGCCAGUAUGACACCGAGACUCAGUGCUGUUGUUCAAAUGAGGAGAAGAGGCUGGAGGUACAACCAAAGAUUUCAUCCUGCUGUCUCAGGGACUCCACUUCAGCUCAUUUAUGUGGAAAUGAGACCUAUGACAAAAACACACAACUAUGCUGUCAGUCAACUGUUAUUGACAAACGUUCACCGAAUCACAGAUGCUGUGACAAAAGGGCGUAUGAUGUGGAAAAGGAGCUGUGUUGUGGUCCGAUUAGUGAUAAGAAGAUCCUGACAAGGAACUCUCCAGAUCACAUGUGCUGUCAUCAGGGCCAGUUCAACAGCAAGACUGAAUGUUGCUGCUGGAAGGAUGAUGGUGCUGAGAUACAACCGAGGAAUUCAUCUUGCUGUAUGCAACAAGAGGCACCUGUGUUCCAACCCAACUGCACUGAACCAAACACACAUCUCUGUGGGUCAACAUGCUACAAUCCAAAAGAGCACCACUGCUGUGAAAGAAACCAAAAGCCUCACUGGUUCUGCACCUCAGGUCAAAGCAAGGCAACACCCACUGUAUAUAAUCCACACAUACAAGUCUGCUGUGAUGGAUGUAUGUCUACGUGGAAGCCUUGGAUGGAUCAGUGCUGUGGAGAGACGCCAUAUGGCUCGGGACAACGCAGAGUUCUCUGUUGUAAUAACACCUUGUAUGAGGACAGAGACGAUGGAGAGGAAUGUUCUGGCACGGGUAUUCCUUACAAUCCGGCUAAAGGGACCAUAUGUUGUUCUCAGUUUCAUGGCAGCCCAGGACAACACUGCUGUGGGACAGAAAUUUACCGGCCUGAUGUUGAGAUUUGCUGCAAUGGACACAGACAUCCCAAAUCAGAAAACAUUCACUGCUGUGGGGUCAAAGCCUACAACAUUAAAGACCCACAAAUGAAGUGCUGUGCAGGAAGUCUGUACAAUCUGACAUCAUUAGAUAAGCAUGGAGGGGACGCGCAGUGCUGCGGAUCCACUCUGCAAAAGCCACAGGACAUUUGCUGCUCAAGUGAGGACAAAGAGGUGAUCUACUCUGCCAAGACAGGGUUCAAAUGCUGUGGUCACCUCUAUUACAACACCGCCCUGUGGUCAUGCUGUGCUGGGAGGCUGAGAUCAAUCCAUGAACCAGGACAGGGUCGAAGAAAGAUGAUUAAUGAAUCCAAAGUCCUAUCUGUGAAUAAUCUGAACAAAACAGAUCUUUGCCAAAAAAUUUACAUUGGGACUGUGGAAAGUGUGUCUCAGCAGAGCGUUGUGUUUGGGAAUGUGCUGAAGGUUCAUGGUAUGAAGACCAAAGUGAAAGCUCUGCCUUUUCCUUACAUCCUGGAAACAGAUGAUCGCUGCAGCUCCCCUAAACUGAUUCUUGGGAAGACCUACUUCUUUAACAAAGUUAAUGUUUUCACUGACUUCAAUCAUGACUCUGUUCUUCAGUCACUCCAUGUCAUUAUUUGCAAAUGUUCACCUUAGGUCACCAUUGGUUGAUUUAUACAUGGGCAGUCCUGAUGAGUUACUCUAUUCUCUGACAAAGUACUCAUUUUGUAUUUUCAUUUUGUGCUUGCAGUAUUGAGUUUUUCACUGUCUUGAAUGUAUUACACAUUACUGCAUUGUUUUGCAUUGGUCUGUUAGCAAUAGUGAUGGUAUCCUAAAAAGAAAGAAAUAUACCUAAUUUGUCCUUUGUUUUUUUGUGUAUUACUAGAGCCAUUACUAAUGGUUGAUUCUCACAAUUAAAUCAAAGAACUCCUUAUGUAACAUCUGUAACUGAACCCAAGAGUUUAACUAGUAACCGUAAAGUCUUUACCUGAUUUAGAAACAGUAAUGCAUUACUUUUAAAUUGCUACACUUAACACUGCUUACUUAUGCAUUUAAAAUAAAUACAUACAUAAUAUUACUAAAACUGCAGCAUCAGUUACAUGUUACUCUGCACGUAACUAGCCAAACCCUGCUGUUCCUCCACUCUCAGAAAAUCUGUUCACUGAGAUGACUAAGUGAAAAUAUUCAAAAUCACUAAGAACAUUGUAGCUUUUUACUGAAAUAUUUCACAUUGUACUCACUCGCAUAACUUAAGACAGUUAUUACUACUGUGACACAGCCCAGUUGGUACAUAUUUAAGUAUAGAAUGUAUGCAAUAAUACAAUGAAACAGUUAACUCCAGAAGUCUAAAAAAAGCUAGCAUGGAAUCAACCGUUGCUGACUUCUUACAGCACUAUAAAAGGUAGCUUGCUAAAAUAUUAGCAUAUAGCUUGUUGUUUACCUUUAAGCUACUUUCUUGCGCUGAAACAAAUUAUAAUACAUAAUUUAAAAAAUGUUUGUACAUGACCUUGACCCUAUUAAAUUCCGUUCUUUUUCUGAAUUCUGUUGCCGACAGAGAAAGACUUCCG
Oreochromis niloticus (Nile tilapia) is the source of this 2844-nucleotide messenger RNA. Its product is annotated as galaxin. The record is from RefSeq and is a predicted model, not a curated record. The transcript is spliced from 18 exons. NCBI's taxonomy places the organism in Eukaryota, Metazoa, Chordata, Actinopteri, Cichliformes, Cichlidae. The coding region runs from base 350 to 1933 and encodes 527 amino acids.